CAGACGUGAUUCGUCACAGUAGUACCAGACGUGGGCGCAGACGUGAUUCGUCACAGUAGUCAUGGGCCGCAAAAAAGGCAAGCAGAGCCAAGGCGCCGGUUCCAAGCGCGGCCGCGCCGCGCAAGACCGCAUGCGUGCGCGGGACACGCGUGACGACCUGAAACGCCUCCUCCCGCGGCCGGAGCGACCACGGACCACACAGCCCACGCUCUCGGUGCGCGAACUGCUCGCCGCGCUGCCGCGCGCGCCGAAGCGACCGCGGACGACCGCCGCGCCAGCGGCGCUCGGCCUGAGAGCACCGGCGCCGACGGGCACCCUCUUGGAUGCCUGCUCACGCGUCAUCGGUGCUCACUUAGACAGAUAUCCUCCGGACGCCGCCGCGCCUGUGUUCUCGCUGCUACCUGGCCGCGCGCUCGAGACCAUCGCGGCGGUUGCGUCGGAACGACGGCUCUUCGACGACGCUCUGAUUGGACUCGUGGUGGGCUCCGACGUCGAGCGUUUGGCCAUCGCUGGCGAAAGCGUGACCGACGCCGGCCUCAAUCAGAUCGUGCCGUCGUCCGCCGGUGCUGUCGCCGCGUCAGCCUGGGAUAGUGCGCCGGUUCAACAGUUCUCCGGCUGCCUUCGCCUCAGAGCGCUGGCGCUCGACGUCCCACACGCGACGGCGGCGUUCGUGCGGCGGCUCAUUGCUGCGGCGCCGGAUCUCGAGGAGCUGACGCUCGCGCCGCGGGCGCUGAGCACGCCGGGUCAGGCGCCGCGCGCCGCCGCCGACGCGGUGGACGCGCUCGAUGGCCUACGCCUUCUCGACGUGCGGGGCUGCUCGUGGGCCGACGGACCGACUCUCGGACGCGUGCUGGCGAGCCGGGCAGUCGCGCCGGCUGUUGUGCUGCCCUGUUGGGGCGCCGGCGCGGAUCCGUUCGAUGACAUGGACACGGACGAGCCGACGCCGCGGGCGCGGCCCCAGCUCGAGGUCCGCUGCGACGUCGACGACCUCACGCGGCGGCGGCUCCAGGCGCGGUUCCGCGACGGCGUUAAAGUCGUUUCCGCGCUUGCCGAGGCGGAGCGGGCGAAACGAGCUGCCCAGAUUCCUCCUCCACCGGCGAGCAGACUCUCGCGCUCGCUCGCGGCAACGGCGACAAGCAUGGCGAUACCUGGGCACAUGAACCCCCGCAUGACGCAGCCGCUCCGGAGCCCCCGCUGACUCGCGAUCCGGCGCGGCGGCGUUUCUAACUUGUGACUUUGUGGUAA
This is a messenger RNA of Pelagomonas calceolata, 1245 nucleotides long. The record is from the annotation of a GenBank genome assembly. NCBI's taxonomy places the organism in Eukaryota, Pelagophyceae, Pelagomonadales, Pelagomonadaceae.